This is a messenger RNA of Phragmites australis (common reed), 3541 nucleotides long. Its product is annotated as peroxidase 11-like. The record is from RefSeq and is a predicted model, not a curated record. Gene Ontology annotation, molecular function: peroxidase activity; heme binding. The transcript has 7 exons. The coding region runs from base 2339 to 3346 and encodes 335 amino acids. NCBI's taxonomy places the organism in Eukaryota, Viridiplantae, Streptophyta, Magnoliopsida, Poales, Poaceae. Gene Ontology annotation, biological process: response to oxidative stress; hydrogen peroxide catabolic process.
GCACCACAUAGACUAGCCCAGCUGAAGAAGAGGCUCGCACCACGCCGGCGGGCGGUGCGCGCGUGGCGCCGCGGCGCUCGCGGAGGCGCUGCAGAUCCCCGCUGAGCAGGUGGCGCUGGCAUUCGGGACGCUCGCCGCAGUGCUCCCAGCCGAGGACCCCGCGUUCGGCAAGGACGGCGCAGGGGAGGCCGACCACCGCCUCCUCUUCAUCCAGACCUACAAGCGCCUCGUGCCGCGCGGCCACAAGGACUUGCUCGCCGUCACGGACGUGUGGCCGUCCACCUCAGCCUUCGACAGAUACUUCUCCGCGCUCUCCCCGAUCCAGUGCCUGUAUGAGUAUGGGGGGAAGUCACCAAUGUCGGAAGUUCAGAGCAGAGUACUAAUAGUAGGGUGUAAGGGGAAUCCAGGGAGUGACACUUGCAUCAUUCUUUGGGGGCGAUGAAUGCUGUGUGCCUAUCUUGUGGCUGGCUUUUGAUCUUUGCUGCUUCAUUGUUUUGUCCCAACGCCAAUCCUCAGAGGUCAAGUCGUUUUCAGAUAAAGAUUUGAUGCACUUUGGCAAGCCUAGAGAAUUAGACGGCGUGUUCGUCCAGGUCAGCUAGGCAUUUGCUAAAGGAAAUCCAAGGAGGUGGUGUAUUCAAUGGAUCAAGGGAAUUAUCUGGUAUGUCCUUUGAUUGGCACUAGAGGAUGCAAUUGACAUUCCUUGGACUGGGCUUAACCUAAAGGUAGAGAAUUGGAAGCCAUUGUGAUAUAAAGGAUGCAAAGGGAGGGCGAGCAAGAUGCUGCCACUCUUUAUGCAGCGCUCUUUUGCUAAAGGGAAAGGGAGGGUGGGCUCUUUUGGAUUCCAAAGCGUGAGGUUUUAUGCCAGUCAUUGCCACUCCCCCUUAGCCGUUGCGCCUUUUGGAACCUCAAGCGUAAGGUAGCAAGUGGAGAUACACAGGAAAAGCUCCAAAGCGCCCCGCCAUGUCACUAGAUAGUUUCUUUGCUGCCAUUCUGAUCUGCAAAUAUCUAACGUGAUGUGUAGUGGGGAAGUCAAUUUACUGAUGUGCUUCGAUUAUUUCAGCUAUGAGGAUUUGUUGCUUGAGCAGUUAUUUGUUAUCGCAUCUGGCUCGUUCCAUUUCUGUUGUAAACCAAGUUAUAUGUUACUUAUUAACCAUGUUACACCAUUAAACGUGUCUCCAUGGUUAGUUUUUCGUAUCUGUUUUUUUCUGUACUAAGUUCUUAAGAAAGAUAUCCACUCCCGUUCCUGUUCUCUGUGAGUUGUUAUGGAGUAGUAUUUUGGAGAACUGGAGAAGCAUACUUGGUUAUAAGUAAUUAAGUAUUGCUGAUGUCUGGUCAACACAGCAAGAUACAUGUUGUGUUGAUAUAUUGAAGUGUAAAUUUAUUGUAGAUUAACUCAUAACUGCACUUGAAAUUGCUUCAUAUUUAUUCCUUUGGAUGAUAGGCAUUUUUAAAUGGUUAACAAAAUAUUUCCAGUUUGCACAGAAUUUUCAUCCAGGUGACUAUCCUUACACAACAGUACACAAAAUUAUGCCCUCAACUAUUGUUUUUUUUUUUGGAAAGGCAUAGCCCCCUAUUUUGAGAAUCAAUAUUAUUCCCUACUGAUAUUCUAUUUAUACAGCUAAAAGCACAAUUUUUUUCCCACGUCAAAGCCAUCUUUAUUCCAUUGCAUGAGUGUGAGUAUGUACAACAGUUCCGUAGAGGUGGUGAUCGGUGAGAUGCUAAGACUAAGCAACUGGAGAAUGGAUCCCACUAUCCAGGAAUUCUGGCAGAUGGUGACUACUAAAGUAAAUUCAUUAGGAAGAAAUGUCAUUAUUUCUGCAAACAGUCUGAUGGAUACCAGAUUCUAGCCCAACUACUUGUUUACAUGGGAAGAUGAUCUAACAAAGGAACAUGAGAUUCUCCAGUAACACAAGCUAAAUAUAAGUGUUUAAGUAGCAAUUUCUAAUCUAUCAUGCAUUCAACACCUGUUGGUCUGGAUUUCUUUUGCCACAGUCAACACCUGGAGACAUCCUAAUGAUUAAAAAACAGAAAUAAGCCUACAUGCAAGAAGAGUAGUUUGAUGCCUCUGAUAUGCUCUAAAGAUUUUCCAAGAUUGGUGAACCCAUAGCCACCAGACACUACAGAGUUUGACCCAUUUGUUUUGCCCUAAUAGAGAUCCUUUCUUCUUGCUUAUUCAACCAACCACAUCAUAGUUGGUUCAUCUCCCUCUUUGACUCGUUUCUCUCAGUGCACCACGUAGCCUUGCUAUAAAACCCAUGCAGGGCAGGGGAAACUUGCCACAGAAACAUCUAAAUUACCUAGCUGCGAAGGAUCAGCUAGAACUUGGUCAGAACUCAGGAUGGCCACUGGCGUGUUGUGCUUCAGGGCGUUUGCCCUCUCCAUGCUGGCCUGCCUUCUCCUGGCCGUGCCAUCGCUGGUGGCACAGGACCCUUCGAAGCUAAGCCUGGGGUACUACUCCAAGACGUGCCCGAACGUAGAGCACGUCGUCCGGACGGAGAUGGAGUGCGCGGUGCGCGCCGACACACGCAAUGCUGCCCUGAUGCUUCGCCUCCAUUUCCAUGACUGCUUCGUGCAGGGCUGUGAUGGAUCGGUGCUGCUUGACGACACCGCGACGAUGAUCGGAGAGAAGCAGGCAGAGCAGAACGUCAACUCGCUGAAAGGCUUUGACCUGGUUGACAAGAUCAAGGAGAAGCUGGAAGCUGAGUGCCCUGUAACCGUUUCCUGCGCUGACCUGCUCGCCAUCGCAGCUAGGGACGCCGUUGUGCUGGUAGGUGGGCCUUACUGGGACGUUCCAGUAGGAAGAUUGGACUCCAAGAAGGCAAGCCUGGACCUCGCAAACAGCGACAUCCCCACUGCUCAGCAGGGCCUCCUCACCCUUAUUUCCAAGUUCUGGCAGAAGGGCCUUGAUGCCACUGACAUGGUGGCCCUUGUCGGCUCCCACACGAUCGGAUUCGCCCGGUGCGAGAACUUCCGGGACAGGAUCUACGGCGACUUCGAGAUGACCUCCAAGUACAACCCAGCGUCCGAAUCCUACCUCAGCAAGCUGAAGGAUGUCUGCCCCCUGGACGGCGGCAACGAUAACAUCAGCGCCAUGGACAGCCACACCUCCGCGAUAUUCGACAAUGCCUACUAUGAGACGCUUAUCAAGGGCGAGGGCCUCCUCAACUCCGACCAGGAGAUGUGGUCCAGCGUUGUCGGCUACUCGACGGCCGACACCGUGAACAAGUACUGGGCUGACCUCGCCGCGUUCUUCAAGCAGUUCUCCGAUUCCAUGGUGAAGAUGGGCAACAUCACCAACCCCGCCGGUGGCGAGGUUAGGAGGAACUGCAGAUUUGUCAACACAUAGACUAGAGCAAUCUUGAAGAAAUCCGGUUCUUGCGCAUGUUCUUUUGAUGGUUGAUGGUUUUUCGGAAAAUAAAAAACGCUUUGCUGAAGCUAUUGUACUAGCAUAUAUGUUGUUUACUAGCGGGUCGUAACAUAUUUGUACAGACAUUUAGCCAACUCAUCUGUGAUUAAAGGCAUGUGAAAAUAAAUGACUUUU